Penicillium lagena is the source of this 4572-nucleotide messenger RNA. Its product is annotated as Mak10-domain-containing protein. The record is from RefSeq and is a predicted model, not a curated record. Gene Ontology annotation, molecular function: DNA-binding transcription factor activity, RNA polymerase II-specific; carboxy-lyase activity; zinc ion binding. NCBI's taxonomy places the organism in Eukaryota, Fungi, Ascomycota, Eurotiomycetes, Eurotiales, Aspergillaceae. The coding region runs from base 1 to 4572 and encodes 1523 amino acids. Gene Ontology annotation, biological process: N-terminal peptidyl-methionine acetylation; DNA-templated transcription; regulation of DNA-templated transcription. Gene Ontology annotation, cellular component: NatC complex. The transcript is spliced from 12 exons.
AUGCUGCCCAACAACGAGGUCCGCGUUCCUCGGGCGCGGGUUGCGCAGCCCGCCCGGGACAUCACCGCCGAGUUUACUGUGGCCGCCGCGAAGAUAAAACCCGGGAAGCUCGUCAAGGAUGAGCUCUUUACGCUUUUUGAGGCCGUCGGGGCCUUGGAGAUUAUGGACUCGAAAAUGGACAGCGGUUACAUCGCCCCCGGAGAAAACCAAGCGCAGGCGCUGGAAGAUGACUACGAUGUGCGGCGCGAGCUGACACCCGCGGAGGUCGUGGGGUUGAUGGAUGAAUUGCUCUGCCAUGAGAUGGCAUGGCAUAUGGGUCAUCCGUUGUCGCAGACGCUCUUCACAUCCAUCUACCUCGAUAAGCUCCUGUGGCCGGUGCCCAGGACCGUCGAAGAUGCCCGAUUCGAUCGCACCCGGCCCGCGACCGAUCUACCGCUGGUGAACCUUGUCCUCCGGGCUUAUUGUUUGGCGCUGGUCAAGGCUUGCGACUUUGUCCAUUCUCGAGUGGCGGCCGAAUACUUCUUUGAGGAAGAAGACUUUGUUACCCAGCUCUACAGCCGGAACCUCUUGAGCGUAUUUGACCCGUCACAUUUUGAACGACUGUUGGAUCGGGCAAUUGAUUGGAUUGAUAAAGAAACUGAGAUGGAGGAGAAGCUCCGAGAUGCGAUUCGGUGCCGAUUAGUGUUCCGUCGCGAGUUUCUGUUGGCACUAGACCGCGAUUUGGAUGUCCUAGAGAGCCGCUCGACUGUGAACUUUGUGUCGUGUGUCUCGCAAUUGGAACUUCUAACCGAAUCGGUGUCUCUGGGGAAGUCAGUACCAGAGGCGUUCAGCCUGAAGAUCCAGCGGAAGCUCGCCAGCACCGUGCCUCCUCGACCCAUCGUGCACAUCAGCCACGAAGCUGCGCUGGCUCACUUGAAACGAAUCUGUCAGGAUGCUAUUGAUAUGCAGCAUAUGCUCGACUACCGCGGUCCCAGUAACUUCAAGACUGCUGUGUGGACACUAUUAUCACGCAAACCACAACCAUCGGUUUAUAUCCGCUGUUUACUUCAGGCCCUGAUUGUCAGUGACAUGACAAUCCUAGGAGCGGUCUCUGUCAAGCAGUUCCUGUAUGAUGACAUUGCAGAGCUUGUCUUGCCAUCCAGUAUCCUGCUGCAGGCCAGCACGGACGAAGUUGAGCUGCCCUCCCAUCCUCGGUUUCAAAUCGCCCAGCACAUGGAAGGAUUUGUGAAGCGAUUUUCUCGGCCAUUCGUGGACACCGUACAAUGUGCCUGUCUCAACCGGUGUCGCAUUCGAAGGACAUUAUGCCACACCAUGGUGGAUUGGGACAACCUGCAAAUGGAGGCCGAAGAGCUCGACGUUCAGCUCCGCACCCUGACCUCUGAACGGCCCAUCCCGCUCCCAAGCGGCGAACCGACCUUCUCUUACCCGCUCAGCAGCUGGGCGUAUCACCAGAAACUGAUACAGCUUCGGCUCGUCCUCCAAAUGGGGUUUGAGCUGUCCAUCUACUCCCCCGAGGAGCUUCCUGGCAUGUACUGGUACCUGUCCCAUAUCUGUACUACCCACCUGGGUCAUCUCGACCGAAUUCGCACAUUCACCGUCGCCGCCCGCAAACGCGAUCUGAUGGCCACCAGUAGCCGCUCGGGCACCUCCUCUCAACCAUCUUCUGCCUUCCACCAAUCAUUCCGCAGUCUCGAGAGACUGACUACUCAUCUGAUUGCCAUUGAUGCAUUUUCUAUCGCUCUGCAUGCUCUAUAUGUGCUCCUGACCCGCCACCGGCUUUUACCGCUUGCUUCAUCUCCGCAAGCAUACUCGAGCGAGAAACUACGCUACGAGCUUCGCAUGAAGCCUUUCAUCCCGGUGUCUCUCCCGGAGCUGGUCCCCUACCAAGAAUUCAAGAAGGAAGCCAACCUGGAGGGUGAUUCUGACGUGACUGUUCUGGAGCGUGCCUCCAAUGCCAUCGCGGAGGCCCGUCGGGCGUGGGAAGCCACCCUCGCCAACGGCGCAUUUAUUGAGGAUCCUUCGUCCCGGACUCCGAUGCCUUCGAUGGCCAUUGAAGAGGACUGGAAACGCGACGUCAAGGAUACCAUGCGCGCGUGUAUCGGGGCUAGUCUGGCUAUUGAGACGAUCAAGAAGGCGCUGGCGGGCCAGACCGAGAUGGCAACGCUGGAAGUGACUAUCCCCGACGCAGGCUCCAAGGCCCAAUGGCAUGACUGGUGGGUGGUGCCACAGGACGAUGAAAUCAUCGACCGUUGGCGCUCGGACUGCCGAUCGCAUCUCAUUAACUUUGGAGCUUACUCGACUUACUUCCCUGUACUUACCUCGUGCAUCCUUCCUCCGACUUAUUUUGGGUGUUUUGUGACGAACGAUUGUUCUACCUCGAAUGCGGCUCGCCCUGAUCUCGCUGUCGGCCAGUGCGCGGUAGAUUCCCCGGAUCACAUCUCAAACGUCACCGUCAGCACCAACACCACUGCCAUGCCCAUUUAUCCCAUCCGCCGCCGCCCACGCGAGUGCAAAACCUGCUUGGCCUGUCGUGCGAGCAAAGUCCGCUGCGAUCGCAACGUCCCCUGCAGCAAUUGCGUCAAGCGCAAUUUCACCUGCUCUUACAGUCGCCCGCCGCCCACCAAACCCGCCGCAUCUUACGCCUUGGCGUCCACCGAGUCCUCCACGCCCUCACAGUCUUUCUCCUUCAGCGCUCCCUAUCAGUCAUCCCGAGAGCAGCCCCGACCAGCACCAGCACCACAUCGCUAUGAAUACACGGAGCGCUCCGCCGGACCGGUCGCCAGCGACGACGGCGAAGUCGUGGAUAUCUCGCAGACAGAGUGGGACGAGAUCAAUAACAAGAUGGUCGCCAUGGAACAGCUCCUCGGCAGCCUGCAGUCGCUGUUUAAUGCACACCCCGCGAAGCACAGCAACCGGGCAUCAGAGGCGGGGACCUGCGAAUCCACUCGCUCCGAAGGCAAUUACGGUUCCGGCUCGCUGAAAAGCGGCCCUGUUCAUCUCGGGUCUCGCUCCGCGCUCGUUGAUAUCUUGGAUAAAUCGAAGCUCUCGGCGGAUAUAGCGCAGGCGCUGCCGCAGGAUGAAUUGCUGGCCGAGCUCGUGCUUGGGAAUGAGUCCGCUGCAUACCCGUUUCUGGAUCUGUGGUCGUCGGACCCGUUCACUUUUAAUAUUGCUGGGGUUUGUGCCGUCCUUCCAGACGAUGAACAGUGUCGUCGAUUCCUCGGGUUCUACAAAGACAUCAGCGCCGUGUUGUAUCCCGUGUUGCCUGACCUGUCUGAACUGGAGCGUAACACGAAUCGCCUGCUCGAGGCCGUUUGGCACGAGCCUCCUUUCCUCAGCCUGCUGUUCGCCGUGCUCGCUGCAGGAUGCCAGCUGUCGGACCUUUCGGAUCGUGAACGUGAAUUGACCUCGUGGGUAUAUGUUUCCUGUGCAUACCAAUGUCUGCGCAUGUUGAACUAUGUCUCGCAGCCGUCAGUAGAGGUCAUCCAGAUUCUGCUCAUUAUUGGCAACGUACUGUCGUACAACAUGAAUGCAGGGGCUGCGUAUACCAUGCUCGGUAUGACGGAGCGCCUGUGUAUGGUCCUGGGGCUGCACGUUGAAUCAACUGGGUAUUCGUUCGCUGAACAAGCGGUUCGAAGACGUGUCUGGUGGGCGAUGGCGUUCCAAAACAGCCACUUCUCUCUAGCAUAUGACCGGCCAUCUAUCACGAUGGUCAGCCAGCCUGAGAUCCCGUUCGAUCGCAAAUCGAUGCCGGGACAUCGGACGUACUUCGAAACGCUCUGUCAAGUCGUGUCCCUGGCAUUGGAAAUCUUGCGGUCCCGUAUGUAUCCGGAAUCGUCGCACCCACGGUUUCACGACAUUCGUGAGUACAAGCAACGUAUUCAGAUGAUGCUUGCCGAAGCAUCGCCGCACCUGCAGUAUCGAGAGCAAUGUCGUACAUUACGUGGGCAUAUCGAGCGAACCGAGUUGCGACUCCACUCCUCGUAUCUCCUUUCAGUACUGUGCCGAGUAUCUUUGGAUCCCCAUGCUCAUCUUGAUGACCAGCGGCGGCGGAUCAUUCGUGAGGAUUGUAUCCGCAGUUUGAUGGACACGAUUGACGCCUUCGUCGAGCUCCACGAGAUUAACUCGCGUUGCUCUCGAUCAUGGAUCAGUCUACAGAGAAGCAUCGCGUCAGCAUUCCUUCUCCUCGCCAAUGAUGAUAGUCCACAAACAUGGGGCCUUAUCGAUCGCCUCGAGACGGUCCUGGCCGACCAUGUAUAUGCCGAUGGCCACGAAGACUAUAAUAGGCGCACAGACUCUGUGAAGCAUCUGGCUUCAUCACUUCGUGCUCUGCGUGAAAUUCGCACCGCAUUCCGUGGUACUAAAUUGGCACUACCAGCAGAUGCUCCGAGCUCCUCACCGAUGGGUUUCCCGUCUCCUCCGUCUGUAGAUGCUGCGCCGGAUAUGCCGCCGCCGUCUGCUCCAGUAGGCCCUGUUCCGUUGCCGAUGGAAGAUUGGAAUAUGCUUGACAUCUUGGGACGGGUCCCCGAUGCUAUGCUGUUCCCCAGCAUGGGCGGGGCCGGUCCAGCUGCUUGA